This is a messenger RNA of Symbiodinium necroappetens, 345 nucleotides long. The record is from the annotation of a GenBank genome assembly. Lineage: Eukaryota; Dinophyceae; Suessiales; Symbiodiniaceae.
GCGCAGACGACGAUCUCAACGCGGAUCUUCAACAUCCUUGAUAUGCCUGCCGGUGUUGUCACCGUGACAUCAGUCCAAGAGACCGAUUUGAAGGAGCCUUAUGAGACGGGUAUUGAGAACCCGCGAAUCAGCAGAAUGGUCACCCGGGCUGCGGAAGAUUCGCUUGGACUUCCAGUGGCCUUGCAGCUCACAGCGCUGCCUUGGAGGGAAGAGCUUUGUCUUCGCGUGAUGACAGAGCUGGAACGAGCUCUACCGCCUCCAGGCGCUCACCACGCGCUUGCGCCAGAGCCCAGGAGGAGCCCGACUCUCGGAGCCGCACCCGUGCCGCUACAAGCAAGGCUUUGA